Malaclemys terrapin pileata is the source of this 1310-nucleotide messenger RNA. RefSeq names its product glutathione S-transferase Mu 1-like. Gene Ontology annotation, molecular function: glutathione transferase activity. Bases 72 to 737 code for a protein of 221 amino acids. Gene Ontology annotation, biological process: glutathione metabolic process. NCBI's taxonomy places the organism in Eukaryota, Metazoa, Chordata, Testudines, Emydidae. The transcript has 8 exons. The record is from RefSeq and is a predicted model, not a curated record.
UCCCGCCUCUCCGACAGACGCAGCCGCUGGAGCAGUCCCGUAAAGCAGCAGGAAAAGCAGCGCAGUGCACCAUGCCGGUGGUUCUCGGGUACUGGGACAUCCGCGGGCUUGCCCACUCCAUCCGACUGCUGCUGGAAUACACGGGCACCGCGUACGAGGACAAGAUGUACAGCUGUGGGGAAGCUCCAGACUAUGACAAAAGCCAGUGGAUGAAGGAGAAGCUGGGACUGGAUUUCCCAAAUCUGCCCUACCUCAUCGAUGGCAAGAACAAGCUCACGCAGAGCAAUGCCAUCCUCCGGUACAUCGCGCGCAAGCACAAGUUGUGGGAGUAUUGGUGGGGGGAGACGGAGGAGGAGAUGCUGCAAGUGGACAUGCUGGAGAUCCAGGCCAUGGAUUUCCGUAUGAGCCUUGUAAUGAUCUGCUACAAUCCUGACUUUGAGAAACUGAAGUCUGGCUACUUGGAGCAGUUGCCUGGGAAGCUGAAGCUGUUCUCUCACUUCCUGGGGAAGAGGAAGUGGUUUGCUGGGGAGAAGAUCACUUUUGUUGACUUUGUCAUGUACGACAUCCUGGACCAGAACCGCAUGUUUGAGCCCAAGUGCCUGGAUCAGUUCCAAAACCUGAAGGAUUUUCUUGACCGCUUUGAUGCCCUGGAGAAGGUCGCAGCCUACAUGAGCUCUAGCCGCUUCAUGAAGACUCCCGUCAACAGGAUGGCCAAAUGGAGCAACCAGAAGAAGUAGAUCUGUGUGGAAGGGAGGGGCUGGAGAGGAAUAAUCCAGAGCCCCUGUCAUAACUAUAAAGGGAAGGGUAACAGCUGUCCUGUGUACAGUACUAUAAAAUCCCUCCUGGCCAGAGACUCCAAAAUCUUUUUCCCUGUAAAGGGUUAAGAAGCUCAGGUAACCUGGCUGGCAUCUGACCAAAGGACCAAUAAGGGGACAAGAUACUCUCAAAUCUUGGGGGGAGGGGGAGGGAAGGCUUUUGUUUGUGCUCUGCGUGGGCGUGCGUCCUCUCUUGGGACUGAGAGGGACCAGACAUCAAUCCAGGUUCUCCACAUCUUUCUAAACAAGUCUCUCGUAUUUCAAACUUGUAAGUAAAUAGCCAGGCAAGGCAUCUUAGUUUUACUUUUUCUCAACUUGUAAAUGUACCUUUUACUAGAGUGUUUAUCUUUGUUUGCUGUACUUUGAACCCAAGACUAGAGGGGAGUCCUCUGAGCUCUUUAAGUUUGAUUACCCUGUAAAGUUAUUUUCCAUCCUGAUUUUAGAGAUGAUUUUUACCUUUUUCUUUAAUUAAAAACCUUCUUUUUAAGAACCUGA